Messenger RNA from Cololabis saira (Pacific saury), 4482 nucleotides. RefSeq names its product glutamate receptor, ionotropic, delta 2 (Grid2) interacting protein, b (gene grid2ipb). The record is from RefSeq and is a predicted model, not a curated record. Bases 1 to 3573 code for a protein of 1190 amino acids. Lineage: Eukaryota; Metazoa; Chordata; Actinopteri; Beloniformes; Belonidae. Gene Ontology annotation, molecular function: protein binding. The transcript is spliced from 21 exons.
AUGUUCGCCAGAAUCUUCGUCCCCAAGAAGCACCGGCAGCGCUUCGACGAGGCCGUCUCCCAGAACGUUAUCAACCGCCUCUGCCGCAGCAAGAGCAUCAGCGAGCCGCAGGGCCGACUCCGCCGCAGUCGGAGCGAGGAUCACUCCGACCGCCGCCACGGGUCCAAGCGGGCCAGCUCGGUGCCGAGGGAUGGAGGCGAGCCGGGAGGGAGAGGUGAAGCAGAGAAAGACAGGGGCGCAAGGAAGUCUGUGUCUGGGGCCCCUGCACACCCUCCCCUCGGACCCAAUCAGAGGAUAAUUCGUGUCUACAGGGGAAAGAAGAGUUUCGGCUUCACGCUGCGAGGUCACGCUCCCGUCUGCAUCGACUCCGUCAUCCCAGAUAGUCCUGCUGAGGAAUGUGGGCUGAAACCGGGUGACCGCAUCCUUUUUCUCAAUGGAUUGGACAUGAGGAACUGUUCCCACGAGAAGGUGGUAUCCAUGCUGCAGGGCAGCGGGGCCAUGCCCACGCUUGUCGUGGAGGAGGGUCCAUCUGACUUCUCCUCAGACCAAACCGACCCAGAGGAGUCCCCGAAUCUGGCCCCCACCACUUUACCACGAUCCAGAUCUCCAGCCCUCACUUCUCUCCAGUGGGUGGCAGAGAUCCUCCCCCCGAGCAUCAAAGUCCACGGCCGGACCUUCAGCCAGCAGCUGGAGCACCUGCUCACCAUCCAGGAGAGAUACACCGUCUGCAAGUCCUUGGAGACCUUUUUCCAGCACAGGAACGUGGACACCCUGAUAGUCGACGUGUUCCCCGUGUUGGACACUCCGGCCAAGCAGCUGAUCUGGCAGUUCAUCUACCAGCUACUGACCUACGACGAGCAGGAGCGCUGCCAGGGCAAGCUGUCCCGCUUCCUCGGUUUCAAGAGCAGUGCGGUGUUGGAGCCCGACGGGGGGACGGAGCACCACCGGCGCAGCAGCUCUGUGCGUGUGACGGGGACGUCGUACCGCGGCAUCGUCCGGGAGAGGAGCUCCGACGACUGCAUCAUCGGGACUCACUUGGGAAUGGGGAUUCAUAUCGAUGAAACUGGGAGCCCGGAAGAGAGGCAGUCAGGAGAUGGAACCUCCUUCCCCGAGUCCCCUGACCUAAAUCAUAUGACAGGGGUCUACACGGAGCUGGAGAACAUGUACGCAGGGAAGAGCGUGUCUCCAGAGCCCGAGGGUCCGGGACAGACUGAGGCCUACGGCCGCUCUCUCUCCCCCCUCACACUGCCCCCGCUCACAGGGAACCGUAAAUCCGGCUUGUCCCUGUCCUGGAAGGAGCCUCUCCCCACCCCCGUGUACGAGAUCCACCACCAGAGCAGCGUGGACUCCAACCCGUACGUCAGCCUGGAAAGCCCCCCCGCCUCCCCUCAGCCCUCGGACAGUGGUCCCAACACACUGACCCGCCGCAGGAAGCUGUUCACCUUUUCCCGCCCGCCUCGCAGCCGCGACACGGACAAGUUCCUGAACGCCCUGAGCGAGCAGCUGGGCCACCGGGUCACUCUGGUGGACGACUUUUUACCCGGGGAGAACGACUACGAGGAGAUGAGUUUCCCAGAGGACCAGGAGCUGGGCUUCAUGCCCCGGCGGCUGAGCAGUGACAGCAGUGAAGGUCACAGCAGCAGCGACGACGCCUCUUCUCCCACCUAUUCCUCCGGUUCAGAACCCAUCCCACCUCCUCCCAACGAAAGCCCUCCGCCUCCCCCGCCCUUCCAGUCUCUGAUACCCCCUCCUAUCCAGUUCACCGACCCUCUCCCGCCGGUGCGCUUCUCUCCAGAGCACGUCCCGCGUAGCCGGAUGCCCUUCCAGCCACAUCACCCCAUCAUCCCGCCUCCCCCGCCGCCCCCACGGGCCCUGCUGUCCAGCCGCUCCCCUCUGCACAAGGCGCGCCCCGGCAGAGAGGAGGCGGAGAAGAGCCACCAGCGCCUCCAGCCCACUUCCACCCGGCUCUCGCACGGCCACGCCACCCUGGGUUCCUCCACUUUGCGCUCUUCCCAUCCGUCACGCACGAGCUACCUCCCCCGCCAGCUCAGCCAGCCCAUCUGCCAGCCGUCGCCCCUGCCCUCCCCUCAGCUGCUGAGGCCGAGCCAGCUGGUGCUACAGAGGCACCACCAGCUCCACCACCAGCACAGCUACCAGGGCCCACUGCCCCCGUCCCUGCAGGAUCACACCCCCACCCAGUGUCAAAGCCACGGCCCCCCCGGCUCCUCGCUGCUCUCCCACCCUGCAGCCUCUCACUCCAGCCUCCCCAGUCACGCCAAGACCUUUGAAACCACAAGGCAGGAACAGCCAGGGCAGGCUCUGCCGCCUCCUCCACCACCGUUGCCUCCGCCCUGCGAGCCGCCUCCGCUGCCCAAAGCAGGCAGCCACGCCUCAGACACCAACCACAUGAGUGUGAAGAGGCUGCGCUGGGAGCAGGUGGAGAACUCUGAGGGAACGAUAUGGGGUCAGCUGGGAGAGGAUUCCGACUACGACAAGCUCAGUGACAUGGUGAAGUUCCUGGACCUGGACCUGCACUUUGGGACUCAACGCAGAUCCAUCUCUCCUCCAGAGCCCGCCUUCGUGCCAGAGAACUUUAAAAAGAAAGACGUUGUGGAGAUUCUGUCACAUAAGAAAGCCUACAAUGCAUCCAUCCUCAUCGCCCACCUGAAGCUUUCCCCCGCCGAGCUGCGUCAGGUCCUGAUGAACAUGACGACCGACAGGCUGGAGCCGGCCCACAUCAAGCAGCUGCUGCUCUACGCUCCAGACGACGGCGAGGUCAAGCAGUACGAGCAGUUCGAUCAGGACCCGGGCAAACUCAGCGAGCCGGACCAGUUCAUUUUCCAGAUGCUGAUGGUGCCUGAGUAUAAGACUCGUCUGCGGAGCCUCCAUUUCAAGACGACCCUGCAGGAGAGGACGGAGGAGAUGAGGGUGGCGUUUGAUUACAUCUACAAGGCCUCAGUGGAGCUGAAGAGCAGCAAGAAACUGGCUAAAAUCCUGGAGUUUGUUCUCGCAAUGGGAAAUUACCUGAACAACGGGCAGCCAAAGAGCCACAGGACCACAAGUUUCAAGAUCAACUUCCUCACUGAGCUGAGCACAACCAAAACAGUGGAUGGGAAAUCCACCUUUCUCCACAUUCUGGCCAAGUCUUUGUGCCAACACUUCCCCGAGCUGCUAAACUUUCCCAGAGACCUUACAACGGUGCCUCUGGCAGCUAAAGUGAACCAGAAGGUCAUCACGACAGAGCUGAACGAACUGCACGCCACCGUCCAGGACAUCAGGACGGCCUGCCAGAAGAUCCAGGCCACCUCGGAGGAUCACUUCGCUUCUGUCAUGAGCAGUUUUCUGGAGAACAGCCACCCUGCCAUCCAGUCUCUGGAGUCUCUGCAGACCCGGGCGAUGGAAGAGUUCUCCAAAGUGUCCGCCUUCUUCGGAGAAGACAGCAAAUCAACCAGCACGGAGAGCUUCUUUGGCAUCUUUGCAGAAUUCAUGUCCAAGUUUGAGAGAGCUCUCGGUGAGAUGCAGACUCCGGAAAACCCCCGGAGCCCCAGACUGUCUUCCCCUCUGGCCUGGUAGAAGAGAAAAACGAAGGCAGAUGUCGGCCCGAAACCGAGAAUUUUCACUCUGCUCUCCGCAACCAAAGUGCCAAGAUCCCACACAGAGACGCUCACACCGACAGGAACAGAGAUGACGCGACAGAAACACACCGCAUCAAUAUGUAGAUAAUCACAGCAGUUGACGAGUGCCCCGUGUGCAGCAGUGCUGUUGUUCCAGGUGCUGGGAAGAGCAGAAACAUUCAGGGGUCCACAAACACCAGUCUGGCAUCUCUUUUGAACGCACAUCACUUCAGAGUGCAAGUAGCCACCCAGGUGCAGUUUAUUACUCCCCUUUGUGUCCAUCUUGCAUUUAAGGGAAGUUUAAGCAACGACGAUUGCUAGUCGGGAUACUUACAGAUUACUAGAUAUGUUUAUUAUAUGACUAUAAAGUUUAUAUUUUCUAUCAGAUCAUAUUUGAAAAUAAUUAAGAUUAAGCGUGGAUGUAGACUGAUGACAGAUAUCUGAAGGCAAGCUGAUUCAUUACUGUAGUUUGAUGGUGCUUUCACUGCCUCCCACACAGCAUUUAUUUCAAAGCCACAGUGUGAGGCAGUACUUGUCCUGACCACAUGGGGGCGCAUCGGUCUGCAGUGCUGGACCAAGGGACACUGACAAUACUGUAUGAAUGAGUGGAGGUGGGGCGACACCAAGCCUGAACCAUCUCACUUCCGCAUUGACACUCAUGCCGAACUAAGAUUGGUUGCAGUUCCUCGACUGACCACUAGAGGCCGGCAGCAAAAGUGAGUCAAUCUCCAUUGAACAUAUUUACAGCCUGGUUAAAAAAACUAAACAAUUUUGCUCUGUUGGCUGAUUUCACACCCAUGACAACUCUGAGGUGGAUGAAUUAUUUUGUACCACGCUGAGAGUUUAUAUAAAGUAAUACAUUUAUUUC